This is a messenger RNA of Salvelinus sp. IW2-2015, 4066 nucleotides long. It is a transcript of the gene pcdh20l, whose product is annotated as protocadherin 20-like. Gene Ontology annotation, molecular function: calcium ion binding. Lineage: Eukaryota; Metazoa; Chordata; Actinopteri; Salmoniformes; Salmonidae. The record is from RefSeq and is a predicted model, not a curated record. Gene Ontology annotation, biological process: homophilic cell-cell adhesion. Gene Ontology annotation, cellular component: plasma membrane.
CCUCCAGCCCCAGUGUUCCUCCCUACUCUUAGCAGAGGUGGAGGCAGAGGAAACCCAGACAGGUGUCAUGUGUGUAGGCUACGGGCCAUGGGACGGAUGAAAAUAUGAACUGGGCUCUACUCCUUCAGAACGUGCUGGUCACGGUCCAUCUCAGGCAGAUCCUGUGCUACGGUUCUGUUCGGAUCUCGGUUCCAGAGGAGCAGGAGGCUGGGGUCCGGGUCGGGUCCAUCGGGUCCACGUUCCCCCCCCUUUACCAGCUCCUGACCCAGUUCUACCUCAGGGUGGACCAGGAGACAGGGGAAGUCUACACCACCGACAACAGGAUGGACCGAGAGGCCCUGUGUCCUGAACAACCCCAGGCUGGGGAGUGUAUCGUCCCACACGACGCCAUCGUGGGCCCUGACGCAGAGCUGGUGAAGUUCAUGGUAGUAGUAGAGGACAUCAAUGACCACGCUCCUCACUUUGACAACACUGAGAUGCAUCUGAGUGUCUCUGAGGAUGUGGCUGUAGGGACCAGUUUCUUAUUGGACGACCAAGCAGAGGACAGAGACAUGGGACGUAACGGACGGCUGCAGUACCACCUAGAGGGAGCCGGUGGGUUUUUCAGUGUGACAGUAGAAGAAGAAGCAGCCAUUUUGUUUUUGGUUGUGCGACAAGGACUAGACCGCGAGAAGCAGGAUCUUCAUGAGAUGACUGUAGUGGCAACAGACUGUGGUUCUACCCCACUAAGCGCCACAGCAACGUUAUUCAUAAAAGUGACUGACGUGAACGAUAACUGCCCAAAGUUUACCCUGGACAGCACCCAGAAGGUGGUUAUUACAGCGGACACACCCAGAGACACAGUAGUAGCCAGGGUCAGAGCCACAGACCUAGACCUGGGCCCCAACGCUGCCAUUACCUACUCCCUCAGCCCCAAGGUCUCAGAACGGGCCAGGGAACUCUUCAGUCUGAACAGUCACACUGGCCUGAUCAGCCUGAGAGGAGACCUCAGAGACCGCCACAGUGACAGUGUUAGUGACAGGGGAGAGGAGGUGGUGUUGAAAGUGUUAGCCAGCGGCCCCCACUGCCCCCCUGCAGACACUCAGGUAACCGUAUCCCUGCUCCCUGCGCCAUACCAGGAGAAUGGCAUAAAGAUCAGGUUCAUAGCAGAGCAUCAAAACCAGACGAUAGUGUUGCAGGAAAACCAGCCCCCCACUGUCUUGGCUUUGCUAGAGCUACCGGGGGAUACUAGUAGUGUUAGAGGCUCAUCGUAUCUCUCCAUUGAAGGAGAGGUGCCGUUCUCUUUGAGCCUGCAGAAUGGCAAAUACCUCCUGUCGACAUCAAAGCCCUUAGACUACGAGGUGAAGAGUGAAUAUCAUGUUUCUGUAGUGAUGCGUGGUGGUGUUGAAGAGCCUGCAGCUCAGGGCUUCCCCAGGAGAGUGAUCCAGGUUAGGGUGGUGGAUGUGAAUGAUAAUGCUCCACAGUUUCUCCAGAGUCACUAUAUGAUAGACAUAGAGGAGAAUAACCCUCCUGGGGUGUCUCUGCUGAGAGUCAGGGCGCAGGAUGCAGACAGCGGGCAGAACGGGCAGGUCACCUACAAACUGGGUCGACCGUCACACACGGCGGCAGCAAUAGCCCUUUAUAGAAUCGACCAGAACACAGGUCAGCUGACAGUUUCUGUACCCCUGGACAGGGAACAACAGGAUGUUCACAGACUGACAGUUGUAGCCAGAGAUAACGGCUUUCCUCCAUUAGAGUCCUCUGUGAUGGUGACAAUCACUGUCCUGGACCAGAAUGAUAAUGCUCCUGUCUUCCUCACCCCUCACUUCAUCUUCUUCAUCCCUGAGAAUAUACCUCCCCUGUCCCGGGUGGGGAAGGUGGGGGUAUCGGACGUGGACGCAGGGCUUAACGGGGAGGUGGAGGUGAGGGUGGUGAACAGCAGUGUCGGCCCCUUCGUCAUAGACAACGCCCAGGGGACGCUGCGCUGCAUGGCCGAUAUCGACCGCGAGAAACAGGACCGCUACGAGUUAGAUCUCUUCGCCACCGACAACGGACGCCCGUCACCUCUGACCUCCGUCGCCAGGGUAACUGUGUUCAUCGAGGAUGUCAACGACAACCAGCCCCAGGUCAUCCUACCCAGCAGCAACCUGUCGUGUCUCAUCGUCUCCACGGGGACCACCACGGGCACCAUGGUAACCAAGAUCUACGCCAUCGACAAGGACUCAGGGUUAAACUCGGAGAUCACAUACACCAUUGCAGCGCGGGAACCACCGGGCACCUCUCCAUCAUCCCAUCACCACGGUGACAGCAGCAGCAGUCCCUUCCAGCUGGAUGCUCGGUCCGGUAACGUGACCUUAGCCCAGAGACUCAUGGGUAAGGACCUGGGGAUGCACCACCUGUUCAUCGUGGUGACUGACGGUGGGAAACCAGCGCCCCUCCACACCACCGUCUGGGUUAACCUGCUGGUCAACGACACCUUGGAACCAUGCCACCUGGACACCAUGCCCAGAUCCCUGCCCUACAGACUGGCACAGACGCCCUCCGAAACACCCUCCGAGAUGCCCGUCUGCGACAGACACGUUCAGUUGAUCCUGCUGCUAGGCCUGGGCAUGAUGGUGGCCUCRCUCUGUCUGUUUCUGGUGACGGUUGUUUUAUACAUGAAACAGAGGAAGACAUCUAGAGGGGAACCACAGCAGAGGAGGGGGAUAAAUGAGGAGAAUCAGAUUCCUCUACGCAUUUCGGAGAGAUAUUACUCAGGAGAAGAGUUAUAACGAGAGAGAUGCAGUGCUUGUUCUGACUGGACUCUAUAUUAUGAAUUGUUGACGUUUCUUGUAUACCUUUUUAAAAGUAUGAAAUCAGUUCUACAAUUAAAUACAUUUUCACUAUUUUCACACAAAGGAGUCUCUCUCUUUCAAUAUUCUAAGAUGAAAAGCUCUGGUUAAAUGUCUGAUACAAUCCAAUAUACAUUUUAUCAAGCUAACGAAUGAAGGACUGAGGAAGUAAAGGACACCGCUUUAAGGUGAGGUGAUGAAUUAAGGAACAUCAUUGAUAACAACUGAAAGGAACCUUUCUCUCUUCAUUUGCCGUGAGGUUUAUAUGUAAUUUACUUCAGCAAAUUGUAGACUAAAAUUAGCAGUAGAAGCUAACCCAAAGUAAUACAUCCAACAGCAAACAAAACAAGACUGUGUGACUUUGUUUAUAUGCCAAAUAGCACCCUAUUCCCAACAUAGUGCCCUACUUUUGGAAUGGCUCUGGUCAAAAGUAGUGCACUAUAUAGGGAAUAGGGUGUCAUUUGGGACAGAGACUAUAUCUAAAUCAAAAUGUGAGUGAGAAUGAAAUCUGAGACAUUCAAGGAAAUCAUGAACUAGAUAUAUGUGACCUGUCAACAGAGGCAGACAUUGAUGUUAAAUAAGGGAUUCAAAUUCUAAACGUGUCUCGUAUGUAAGUGUGAGAAGAAGAAAACACAAAGUGAAAGUGGUUUUAAUCACAAGAUCUUUAUGUUCCGUUUCCAUUAUCUUUAGCCUGAUCACUAGUGAGAUCUUUAUAUUCUGUUCCAUAUCUUUAGCCUGAUCACUAGUGAGAUCUUUUAUUCUGUUUCCUUAUCUUUAGCCUGAUCACUAGGGAGAUCUUUUAUUCUGUUUCCAUUAUCUUUAGCCUAAUCCCUGGUCAAAUCUUUGUUUGGUUUACAUUUCUUGAGCCUAAUCCCAGGUCAAAUCUUUAUGUUGGUUCUAUUUCUUUAGCCUAAUCCCUGGUCAAAUCUUUAUGUUGGUUUCUAUUUUCUUUAGCCUAAUCCCUGGUCAGAUCUUUAUGUUGGUUCCAUUAUCUGAUCUUCUAUCAGCCGAACACAAAAUGCCUAACAAGACCCGACAUACUUUGAUCCAGUUUUCAAAAGCUGGGAGACAGCUCAAAAUAGAGAAAUAAACCCUCUAUUUCUAUUUGUGCACCAGUUGUUUUUUUCUGUAAGGAAUAAACAACAAAAACAAAACAUGAAAAUUACUUGUGUCCCUAAAUAGACAGUAGGUGAACUGAAUAGUCACUCACUGUAAACCUAUAAGACCAUGAACUGUCUGUGUGGGGUAUCAGGUGU